AAUUACAGUGCAGUUCUUGCAAUAAGGCAUUUACGGCAAAACAAGGGUGGCAAAGGGAACAUGUCAAUUCAUGUCUGUCUGUACCUCUUUAUUAUUUUUGGGGGAAAGAGCAAAGGAAAUCCUCUUUGUUCUCAUUUUCCCUCUUCUCAUUUGUUAAAGCCCUUAGUGUUAUUGUCUAGGGAGAAUCAAGGAGAAUCACAGGCAUCUUUCAAUAAGGAAAUACAGGACCUUACUGAGCAUGACACAAAUCAUUCCCAUUCCACAUGGUUUGUAUGCACACCCUCUGUCCUGUCAGGCAAAGAAUGGGUGCUGGCACUCACUCUGUAAUCAAUAAUACUGCUCCACAUCACCCUGAAGACCAAUGAUACUUUGAGCUUGGUGUACUCUGGGCUGGGUAAUCUGUGCACUAGACAGAGUUACUUGGAGAUGGUGGAAAUUUGGCUUAGUCCUACAGCAUCUUCGUGUGGGCUGAAAGACUAUAUAAUAUGCUAGGCACUGUUACGUGCAUCAGAAAAGUGUGCAGUGAUGUGCUCUACAUGUCAGAUUUCUUGAAAUGUGCAGCAAAAGUAGAGGCUGUGCAUCUCUCUAGGAGGCUAGGGAGAGGCUGGGAGCACCCAAAGAGAGAAAAUUUUGAGCUCAUUAUUUUCAGGAGGACUGCAGUCCAUGGACACGUAAACUUUGUCCCAUCAAAGUUUUGGGUAGAAUCUCUAAAAGUCUUGUGUGUCUUGAGACUUCUUCAGUAAGCAUAACCUGACACUGUUGUUUUUAAUAAUGUAAAGGAUUUGACUGAACCUUGGCAAAGUCAUCCAUUACUUAUGGGGUUAGCUCAUAACUUUCAUGACACGUAGGGUGACUGAGAUUCACUCUGUACCCAAACAUAUGGACGCUGGGUUAGCAUCUAACACACCAGUAGGGUGGUGGCACUGGCCAUCUCUUUUAGGUAAAGAUCCUUGAAGCCUGACCUAUAUUUUUUGAACAUAAUUUUAGAACUGUGGUUAGGUAGUAGAUUAAUCUUCCAGCUGGCUCCUCCCAAGGACCUGGCACGUAUUGAACACCGAAAUGACAGAUCCACUACCUUGCUCUGCUGUCUCAUUGUUGAAAAACCCUGUGUGAGUGAUUUAAUGUUCAGAGUUUUCCCUAGAAAUCCCUGCUAUUUCACAGCAGUUUCAUUCUAGAGAAAGAGGUGUUGACAUAAGAUUGCCUUGAAUCAAGCUUUUUUGAACUUCAGUUUUUAGAUAUUCUGACAGUUCCACUAUUUCAUGGCAGUAUGAAAUUUGACAGGGAAAGAACUUGUAAAAAUGGCUUUUUUGUCAUUUUCAGGAGUUGACUGCUGGAAAUCACUGUUUACAAGCUGUAGCUCAUGUUUUUCUGGGAAAACACUGUUAUGGUAUCAAGGCAGUAAGUAAGCAUGCAGGCUCCAAGCUGAGGCAGAAAAUUAUGUUGAGUAGGCUGAAAUCUGGCAGAGUUGCAUAAGGCUGUGAAGCUGAGACUUCUGGGCUUGCCUGGGACUGCCUCACAGCCCACCUCACCUUCUUUUGAAUCCAUUAGAUAGUUGCCCCUUGGCCACAUACCCAGGGCUCACACGAGAUGAAAAGCAAAGUCCCUGCAUUCUCUGUACUAUCUCCCAGUCUUCUAUGUGAUACCAGCCAUCUCCUCCCCACUUUAAAACAAUACUGACUCCACUAGCUGGGAGCAAGAGCACUUCAGUGGUAGAAAACCACUGGAUUUGGAGUAGAAUAAUUUUUCUGACACCCACAUUUGAUGUGGGGGAAAGGAUGUGCCUGAGUCUUUUUCUUCAGAGCAACUGUGGCAGGAGCAAUGGCCAUCAACACUUCUCCCUGCUGCCUGUUCUCAGUACUGUCAUCUUGCUUGUGAAGGCACUUUGUUCGGGAGUCAGGAGAGAAGGUUUGUCCCUGCAGGCCCACCUGGGUGACACCAGAACAGGGCUGAGAACUGCCUCUUCGUUCCAUAGAAGGAUGCUGGACCUUGCUUGGGGGACCGGAUGUUUACAAUACUAUCACUGAGAGAAAGGACCCUUCUCCUCUCGAGAGAUCUCCAGGCUGUACUAAUGUUACCUGCCACAUCCAGUGUGUCUUGAAAACAAAUCUCUGUGAGGAAGGUUAUCACAGAGCUCUUGAACCGAUUCCCUCAUAUGUCCAUCACAUGAGGAAACCAAUUAGGCUGUGCUGCCUACACCUCGCUUAGAAGAGAAAGGAGCUGGCAGGAUUUAGGGUGUGCUGGAAAAGAGGGAAAUGACUGUAUUUCAGAAUGCCUGCCUACAAGAAACCUCUGGUGCCCAUUUCAGAUUUUUUUUCACUGACACUAACAAUGAAAAGGAAAUGGACUUAAUACUUGGGCUGCCUAAAGCAUUUGGUUUGAAUGACUCAUCUAUUGCAUUCAGUCUCUCCAUCCUGCAACACCUAUUUGCCAAUUGCUAAUUAGCUGACAUUGAAUUUUCCAAAUAGUACUGUAUAUUUUUUCUGUGAUAAAUUUAUUUAAAGAAACACAUUUAACUCCCCUUGGAGAGAAAGUGGAGUUGAUGUAUGUUACAAGGAGGGACACAUUUUCUUUAAGCACUCAGCAAGAUGUCUGAUUGCAAAAGGUUUAGCCAGAAGGACAGCAAGGCACAGAGAGACUCAUGGAUUUUGGAGGAAUUCAAGAAUGUUAACCCUGUGUGUGCUCCUGUGGGGUACACAGCACCUCCUGUGGGAACAACGCUUACUGGAGACCUGUGCAGUGAAGGAGGCUGCCUUGUGGUGUGGACGUUGCAGAUAGCUGGAACUAUAACCCAGUCCUUUGCUCCUGAGCACACUGCUGGCCAGAGACCCCUGUUCCCAGAGAAGAAUGUGCCCAAAAGAGAAGAGCUGGUCACUUGGGAAGAACUGCCUUUUGCAGUGGCUGACAGGUUGUCCUUAACUGAACAUGUGCUGUAUGCUAACCUGGAGGGCUCUUCGAGGUUGAUCAAUUUGUAUUCUUGAGGCAAGAGGACCUAGAAAUGCUUAAGAUGAGGCUGCUGUCUCUGAAGGGUAACAGGGUAAGUCUAUAGCACACUUACUGUGUCAAAAAAUGGGUGAUGAUCACAUUGUUGAAACUUGCUUGCUGCUCUGGGCAUUAAGAAUUCAUUUCUCAGCUCUCUGAAAUGCACUUAGUAAAGACAGACUUUGCUUUGAUUCUCUCACCCACCAGGUGAGCCCUUGUGGCAUUUCACUGAGGAUUCAGAGAUCAGCCACAGCUCUGGCAGGGCGGCUCCUUCAAAGCAAUGCCUGCCCUACUGUCAGUUUCUCCUCUAGCAAGGAGUGAGUGAGUUGCCCCUUCUGGUUCCAUUUGCUUUAAUUACUAGAAACAAAGGGUCAACGUACACAGAGCUGCGUGGAAGAGAGGAAAGUCCCUAGAAGCUGGAUUACAUGAGCAAUUACACCCAGCAGGGAUAGGGGAAAUUCAGGAAUUUACCUAUAUGGAAGGCAAGCAGCAGAAGGCAGGUCUAGGCAGCACAAGUGCUAAUCUAAGCAUUCAGCUUUAAACCCUGCCUCUGACCCAGGGGAGUUAUGGACUAGCCCAGAGGUAGUCUGCAUUGUUAAUGGUUUAGGAGUCAGCUGUUUGCAUGCAAGCACAUACAUGCAGGCUCUGCAAGUUUAUUCCAUGUCAAAAAUACACUAAGAAUAAUCACAUAUUAAAAGAAUGCAAGGUUGAAUGUGAAGGUGAUAUUAUAAAAAUACAGCUUGCGCUAUCUAGCUUCCUUGUGUGUGUGCUGAAAGGCUCUAGCUGCAUGAAAAACAAGAUCUCAUGUUUUACUUUCAGUAGCAAUAACAAAGUAGGAUUGUUGUGGCUUAUGCUCCUACAGAACUGCACUUCUAGCUGCACUAGAACAAACCGGUGAAGUCAGAGUGGCUCUUCCAUCCAGCUGAGGACAUGCUGUGGCCUGUGCCUCCUGACCCUUACCUUGGUUUCUUUACUCCACGGAGCUGGAAGCAGAACCCAGAAGCAGUUGAUAAGUGUUGUUUGCUCUGUCAUUGCUCAGUGUUCCCCCACUCCUGAUACAGACUGUCCCAUAAGUCUUACACUGGGCUUAGUCCUCACAGCAAAGUGAGCAACACCAGCAGGGAGUGCUUCUGUUGCACUAUGAAGGGCUUGAUGGCAUCAAAGCUGGGGUCCUACAACAGCUCUGCUCAUAGCAUGGGCCAGGUAAGCGUCCCAGUAUGGCUCUUCUGUCACCCUGUCACUGCACUGAGGAGCCCUUCUCCUUGUUCAAUCCUGUGACCUUCCUGGUAGACAGGAGGCAGGUUUUUUUAACAAGAGUUGAUUACAUAGCCAAAAGCCACCAUCCCA
Molecule: messenger RNA, 4326 nt
Organism: Cygnus olor (mute swan)
Lineage: Eukaryota; Metazoa; Chordata; Aves; Anseriformes; Anatidae
Exons: 4
Coding region: 2586-2978 (130 amino acids)
Source: RefSeq, a predicted model, not a curated record